Molecule: messenger RNA, 1260 nt
Organism: Hansenula ciferrii
Lineage: Eukaryota; Fungi; Ascomycota; Saccharomycetes; Phaffomycetales; Wickerhamomycetaceae
Exons: 1
Coding region: 1-1260 (419 amino acids)
Biological process (GO): cardiolipin acyl-chain remodeling
Cellular component (GO): mitochondrial inner membrane
Molecular function (GO): A2-type glycerophospholipase activity
Source: RefSeq, a predicted model, not a curated record
AUGUUCAGAUACUCAAUAAGACCCUUCUCAACGAGUUUUAAACCUUUAAAACAAAAGACGUUAAUACAGAAGGUAAUAUCAUCUGAAAAAUCAAAAAACUCUUAUGAAUUAGGUUUAUUAUCAUCAACUUCUUUAUUCUUUAAAUGGGCGUUGGACUUUAAUCCUAGAAAAACAUUAACAAAUUAUCAAAAUGAAAUUCUAGAAUCAUUAAAAAUAGAUCCCUAUGCUAAAAUUGAAUCAAAUAUAGUAUCAAAACUUGGUGAAAUUAAAAUAAUAAACCCAAAAGCACAAAUCAAAACACCAACUUUAUUAAUCCAUGGUUUUGCAUCAAGUGGAAUUUUUUAUCAUAAAAAUUUCACUGAAUUAUCACAAAGGUUCCAAAAAUUAUAUACUAUAGAUUUACCAGAUAUUGGAUUAUCCCAAAAGGCUCCAUUAGAUAUUAAAUCAUUGGAAUCUAUAGUGAAAUUGGAACCUAAUGGUGAUAAAAUUGGGUAUCAAGUUGAUCAAGAUUUAAUUCAAAUUUCAAAAACAAUAACAUCAAUAGAAAAUUAUUAUAUUGAAGCUAUUGAAAAUUGGAGACAAACCAAUGGAUUAAAUAAAAUAAAUCUAUUAGGUCAUUCAUUUGGUGGAUUUUUAUCAUUUAAAUAUUGUUUAAGAUAUCCACAACAUAUUGAAAAAUUAAUUUUAGUUUCUCCUUUAGGUAUGGAAAGAAAUAUCUCAUCAAUACAUAACAAGUCAACACAGGGGAUCAUAAGUUCAAACCCUAAGGAUUCAAAUUAUUUUAGAUCAGGAUUCAUCCCUAAAUUUGUUAUGAAUUAUGGAUUUAAUAUCUUGAAAUGGUUAGGUCCCCUGGGGGUCAGAUUAGUUUCUAAAUAUUUAAGUUCAAGAUUAACAAGAAGUUCAACAAAUUCCCUGAUUGAUUCUAAAGAAUUGAAUAAUUUUUUUUUAAUUUAUACAAUUUUAUUAAUUUAUCAAAAAAAUAAUUCAUUCAAGAUGUUUAAAAAUUUGUUUAAUAAUUCUUUAUUAAGUUUUGAUCCAAUUUUAGAUAAUUUAGAUAAAGUUAAGAUUCCAGUGAUGAUUAUGUAUGGACAAUUUGAUUGGAUGAAUGUUCAAGCUGGAUUUGAAGCAGUUAAUGAGUUAAAUGGAAUGAAUAAAGUGGAAAAUGAUUUUACUAUAAUUAAAAAUGCAGGUCAUAAUAUCUUUUUAGAUAAUCCUAAAGAUUUUAAUAUGCAAGUUAUAAAUUAUUUUAAUGAAGUAUAG